AUGGAUGAAAAUUACACCAAGUUAGCCAAGUUGGUAAAAGCGCCUGAUGAAAUUUCAGUUGAAAUAAUCCUAGACAGUGGUUAUGACAUAAACUAUUCAGUGCCAGCCCAUAGCCCAAUUCUAUGUUUAAAAUUUGAGUGUCUGGGAAACACAGCACUACACUUCGCUGCACAAUCUGGAAACGCAUCUAUUAUUGACUUACUAAUUAGUCGAGGUGCUGAUUUCACCUGCAAAAACAAUCAAGGCUUUACUCCACUUCGACUGCUUUGGGAAUCUUCCAGUGUUAAUACUAGUGAUCCAAUCAUCAAUGAACUGAUGUCUGCUCAUACAGAAUAUAAAAACCCAGCCAAUCCACGGUGCAAAAACGGAAUAUCUCAUUUUCAUAUAGCUUGUAUGACAAGAAAUUUAGAGGUAUUUCUAGAGCAGUUUUUGAAAAAAGGCCAGAAUAUUAAUGCACCAGUGAAUUUUAAUUCUCCAGUGUGGCCAGGUUACACACCUCUGCAUUUCGCUGCCCUCUGCAAUUGGGAAACUUUCAAGUUCUUGCUGGAGAAUGGAGCUAACAUCUUGGCUAAAGAUGCUCAAGGUACAACUCCACUUGACUUGUGUCUAGAAAAAGAUGAUGGAACAAAGCUUGUCGAGAUUUUUCAGACUCAAGAAAAAUUAGCAUCAAAAUUUGAGAGUGGUACAAAGUUAAUCGAUAUUAUUUCUAUAUUUAAUACUACAGAUACAUUUCGGGAUUACAUGAGAAGUGCAGAUAUAAAUAGGAUUAUUCCACCUGAUGCACCGUUAUGGCCAGGCUGUACGUUAUUACAUCUGCUUGUUACAUUUUUUGAAACAUCUUUCUGUAAUAUUGGUGAUAAAAACAUGGAAAAUGACUGCAACAAUGGACAGAAAAGCAUCUUCAGGGUCAAAUUAUGUUUACAGUAUGGAGCUGAUUUAAGUAUUCAAGACAAUAAUGGAAUGACGCCUCUUCAUCUGGCCUUUUAUAUGAAAAAACACGAAUGCGUUAAAAUCAUUUUAGAUGCUGUUGAUACUCUUAUUAAUUGCACUGAUCGAUAUAAUGUAUCCCACUUGCACAUAGCCUGUUUUUAUGGUAAUUUGCGAAUAAUUGAUAAUUUUGUAUCCAACGGAGCCGAUCCUAAUGUCCAAAUACAGUGUCAUUAUCAAAUGGUUAACUGCACACGUCAUAAUGACCAAAUUCUGAUCAGAGCCGGCUCUACACCAUUACACAUAGCAGUAGCAACUGGAUCCGUAGAACUGGUGAAAUUAUUGUUGAAGUAUCGAGCUGAUACUACCCUUACCGAUUGUGAUGGUCUAACUUGGUUGCACCGAGCAUUUACAAGCCCAUACUUUGAAAGCUUUAAGCCUUUUUUGUGGUCAGAUUAUAAAGUUCUCAAAACAAAUUCUGUAGCUCCUGGUGGACUGUCACACUUUCAUGUGGCUUGUUAUUCUGGAAAUUUCCGAGCAGUUAAAGCUCUUAUGCCCAGUAUAGAUACUAUUAAAGAACAGAUGAAUUAUGUUCAAUGUAAUUCACACAUGUUACACUUGGGAGAUAGCCUUUUACAUUUAGCAGUUAAGGCUGGCUCCAGACAAACAGUUGACCUACUCAUUAAAAAUGGAGCAGAUCUGGAUACAACAAAUCCUCAAGGCCUAACUCCGCUUCAGCUAGCUGUAUUUUUAACGGGUGAUAUUCCAGAUGUAGUAAUCCAGCAUCUUUUAAUGGAGUCCCGCAGAAUGGGGAAACUCUCUGAAACAAAUUUGAUUGGAGUUCAAGUCAUGUAUGGCUUAAAAAAAAUAUAUCUGUACUUAUCAAAGGCUAAAACUAAAUAUGAAAACUUGGACAGACAGGGGAUUGAAGCUCUCCUCCAGUACAACGACCUGUAUCCUCCAGUGAAACGAAGUCUUGAUGCCAUUCAAAAAUUCAGAGGGCACGAGUUCUACAAUCUAUGGAGCAUCAAUAAUAUUUUACUUUUGCAAUUUUCGCCAAGUCAAAAACUUAUUGUAAAUCAUGAAGGACUGUCGUCUUUCCACAUUAGCUGUACUGGAAACGAUCUAGACAUUGUCAAAGAGUUUUUAGAAUCUGGUGUCAAUAUUAAUUCUCCUGUGAAUCAUUUCGCCUCUAGUCACGCUGGAUACACUCCGCUGCAUUUCGCGACAGUAUAUGGUACUGCAUCAGUAGUUGAAACGCUGUUAAAAAAUGGAGCCAAUUUCAACCUCGAAGACGCCUAUGGUUAUACGCCAGUGCAUUUAGCUGCGUCGGGUCACGCGGAAAAAUUCAGAGUAUUUUUGAGAUCAUCAAACAUGAGCAUUGACACCAAAAAUAUAUAUGGUGAAACAGUUAUGGAUUGUCUCUUCAAAAAUUCUUUCAUCGAUAGACGCGUAUUUCUUGAGUUACUAUGUUAUGGAUGGAUAACAGAAAGCAGCGAUUCGGCUACUAAAAUGUUACUCAUUAAAAAAUCCAUGAAGUAUUGUAUAAGCGACGACUUGCAAUUUUUAAUUUCAUGCAUACCUCAUGUGAGUGACGUUGAUGCCCAUGGCUGCAACAUAAUUCACUAUUGUGUCAUGUUUUAUGAUUACUUCAGAACUGUCCAUGAAUUUGCUUCCAUAAUUGAAUCUUUUUUGAAAUGUGGAUGCGAACUUGAUCAACGAGAUAAUCAAGGGCGAACACCUCUUUAUUAUGCAUUACUUCGAAACAAUUUUAUAAAGAUCGAUGCCCUUGUAUCACUCGGAGCUGACAUUAACAUGGUUAAUUCUACACAAAUUCCAUCGUUUUAUCUUGUCUUUUACGUACAUAUAGUCUUACUUCAAGCCGCUGGCUUGCAUGUUAAUCCUAUAACACGAGUCAGGGACGACGAUGUACAAGAAGCAACACAAAUCGUCCAGUUGAAACAUAUGAAAGAUUUAAUCAUUACUAAAUCAUUUUCCUUGCGCGAUUUUCUCACGGAAGAUAUGGUAAAAAAAUUUCCAAUGAUGCCCAAGCACAAGCGCCAAAUCAUCCUUGAGUACAUGAACUGUAAAAAUUUGCCACAGAAGUUUCCAUAUUGGGUGCCUAUUUUUAACUUGCAGCGAAGGAAGGCUUUGAAGAGGGAAAAACUGUUCGAACCGGCGAGAUUUGCGCUACAAAAUCUUCUGGACCCAAGGUUACCUGAUCACUGUUGUGAAUCUAUUUUAAUGCACUUGAGCAAUGAUGAUUGUCAAUCUUUGUUGAGUUGUUAUAUGUCUCAUGCUCAAAAACAAUGAAACUACUUAAUUGUAUUUUUAAAGCGUAGUUUUACAUAACGACGAAAGUUUGUUUUUUUGUUUGAUCUUGAGGCGUGAGUAUCAAGAAAAAAAUUAUUAA
Molecule: messenger RNA, 3340 nt
Organism: Copidosoma floridanum
Lineage: Eukaryota; Metazoa; Arthropoda; Insecta; Hymenoptera; Encyrtidae
Molecular function (GO): protein binding
Source: RefSeq, a predicted model, not a curated record